UUUUAACAGAUGCUUUGCGUAUGGUGAUGGAUUAUUGAAUUCAAGUGAAAGUCAUCAUGGAAUCCUCAGGGGUCGAUGACCCAUUGAACACAGACAUCUCGCCCUUCCAUCCCAGUCAAGAUUCAAACAAUGCAUACUCAACUCUCCAAAUGCUUACAUCGACCCAACCUUCGCCUGCGGAAGGUUUACAAGGGAUGGUAUCUCAGUUCAUUCCUUUUGUCAAUGUUACAAGUUCUGAGAGUGCCACCACGGACAUCAUGUCUCAAUCCCACACCGUGACGGUACCAGUCGCAUCGGAGCUCUGUGAUGACACGAUAAUUGGGAGAUACUUGACCGGUUUCCAACCCUUACACUCUGCCCUUGUCAUGGCCCCUCAAGAUUCAUCCAUGGUAGCAUCAAAUGCCUCUCUGCUGACAUCCGCAGAGGCUGUUCAACCUUCGGACACUGCUCAACCUCCAACUGCCAGUUCUCCACAGCUGACUACGCUGACACCUUCCCAGUUCAUGUUAGUGUCAUCAACACAGCUCCUCCCCUUCACGUCAUCAUCCCAGGUUACCGUGACAACAUCUCAUCCCACCAUGACAUCACCAAGCUCACUGGCAUCGUCCUCUUCGGAGCUGCUAACCUUCACAACCCCACAACUCGCAACAAUGAUGUCACAGGGCACAUCCACCAUGCAAUCCCUUACUGACUUGGUCCCAUCUGUGAUAGAUGAUGUGUCCAACCAAGCAGUGGUGACAUCAUCUCAGUUAUCCACUUCCCUUGAUUCUCUGGUCCUUCCUGGAGCUAAUCCUCAGAACCUCCUGGAAGUAGCCACCAAGGCCAUCAGGGAAGAUGCAGAAGAUGAGGCAGGGGAAGCAGACUUUGCAACCUGCUGGGAUGACAACAUUGGAGAGGAACCUGGCGCUUCAUCCGCUCUUGAUGAUGAUGGAGAAUACCAGGAGUCUUUCACUAACGAAUGGUCACGGCUAUUCAAAGAAAAAUUUUCUCCUUAUUUUGGUUACGUCCACACUCUAGAAGAGGCUGAAGAGCUGCUCCAUGUCUAUGAGGUGUGCACGGAAUCUAAAUACGUAGGCAUCAAGCGAUGUGACAGGACAAACUUUGAGAUUAAUGCCACCAGAGGACGCCCUUUCCGCUACACCCCUCUCAUCAUCUGCGGUUACAAAGUUCCGUUUGAUUCUGUGCCUUACUAUCAUGGAGGUAAAGCCAUGUAUUAUUGUCAUUUGGGAAAUAAAAGGAAACAUCCCCCGAAGGACCGUCCGUUAAAGCACCCCGAGAAACGAAUGCAUAGCAAGAAGGUUGGAUGCGAGGCACGCAUCGCCUUUCGCGUCAUUGCAAGGUUUCCAGAGCAUAAGUUGAAGUGCGACACAGAGCACCAUCGACUGAUAGCGUCACAGACAUUGUCCAAAGUCUGGAAGGAAGGAGGAAAGGACAUCGCCGUCGAGUGGAGAGUCUACAUUAUGCUUCCCAAGGCCAGCGCACACACCAACCACGAGCUUGUUCGGACGUUACGUCUACGCGAUAGACCUCUCGAUAAACGAUUGAUCGGUCGGAUCUGCCAACUUGUGAAGAUGGGACUCAGGAAUACCCACACCAUUCAGAAACAUGUGGUUCACUUCGCAGAGCAAGUGCUGCGGAAGGAAGGGAUGAGCUGGAAAAGGAAAAAGGAUAUAUGCGGUAGCAGGCAGAUCUGGUGGUAUCGCAAACAAAUGCUAGAUCACAUUGAGAGUAACACUCUGGAGACGUGCAAGUUCCAAGACAUGAUCAAGGAGGUUGAGGAUAUCGCCGAAAGAUAUAACUACAACGGAUUCAUCCAGGAGCUGUCAGAAAUCGAGGACGACACGGACACUGGCAAGUGGAAGAAACGAACAGAACUGAAGAAUCGCAGAAGCUAUGAAGAGCAGCUGUCAAAGCUUAAGGAAGAGUGCUUUACUGAAUUGCAGCACUUUGUUAACAACGUACAGUCAUGUUCUCAGGUCGAAGUACUUGCAAGAACGUUAAACAGCUUCAGAACUUUUAGGGAGACAUUUGAGAAGGAAAUGACUUGUGACGAGAAUAAACAAAAAGAACCAGACAGUGCAAACCUGUCGAAUAGAAUCAUCCAGAUAUUCAAUGUUGACUCUACGCAGAACAUUGGGAACAUCAGCCAAAUCCUACAGAUUGAAACAGGAACAAACCAAACAGCUAAUGUAGUCCAGUUACAAUGUACGCAAGAAAAUAAAUUACAAUCUUGAUGCACACCAGGACCCCAUUGCAUGAAUGUAAACCUUUCUGGUAAUUUUGACAUUCAAUAUCAACUUCCAUGAAGUCUUUGAUUUUGAUUGGCUGUUGAGUAUCAUUACCAAGUUAGUUCCUAUUGUUUGUCAAAGUUACCAUAAUUUCAAGUCGUUAUGCAACAGGCUCCAGGUGGGUGUUUCAUAAAGUUGUUCGUAAGUUAAGAGUGACUUUAAUAACUGGUGAUCAUUUAUUGUAGUAAAUUGUAUACACCAAAACUCUCAUUUGCGAUGGUUUAUUAGCGUGUAAGAAAGGUUUACCAGUCGCUCUUAAUUUACGAACAACUUUAUGAAACGGCCCCCUGGCCUCAAAGAGGGGCUCAUGUGGUAUUCAGACUUUUUUUCAUCUAAACAAGCUUAUUUCUACUAGCAAAAAGCCUUUUUUCUAAAGUUCCAAAACUGUCUAAUUUCCAAGCAAGAACCAAUAUGUUGUGAUUUUAGCCUAAUUUUUCCUCUCGCAGUGUCCCAGCUUAAAGUGCAUUUGAUGAUAGGCCUACAUGUACUUUGUUUUGUAAUUUAUUUAAAUUUCCAGUAGGUAGUGUACAGUUUAGCAUGCUGCAUAUCAACUGCUUUCUAAUAAACACAAUUAUUGAUAUCAACAAUAGCCAACAAUUUUGAAAUAUAGCGCAUAGCAUGAAUUUGCAAUUCACUUUGAGCACCAAGUAGAAAUUCUACUUCUUGUUCAAAGUAUGAAUCGAGUUAGUCAAAUCAUGGUUUAAACACGAGCCUCUUCUAUUUUUCAUUAGAUUUAUAUGGUUUCUUGACUAUUCAUAAUAAACAAUCGAUUUCACGUUGCAAUAACAAUUUUAACUGCUUUUAUGGCUCCUGUGCAUACCUGUGGGCACUUUUAUACCAAUUACAUGUAGGCCCUACAUGUAUUUUCUACAUACAUGUAUACAGUACAUGUACUUUAAAGUCUUUCUAAACUCAUUUCCAGAAGAUUAAAUUGUGAUAGUUGGCAUAUGACUAUUAAAAUCAAUUAUUCUUGUUGAUUGAAUGUUUACAUGUAAUUCCAUUCCAAUUCAAAUCUAACUAAUUCACUUUUAUAACAAUAAUAUAUGAAAUAUACCAUAUUGUAAUUUCCAAAAGCCCAGCACACGCUAUGUGACGCGAUUGCUCUAGGAACUGAUUGGAACAAAGUUGCCGAUUGCAUAUCAGCGCAAAUGAUCACAUCGCAGCCCAGCACACGCAUUGCAACAGCGCUGAAGCGUGCUGCAUCUCAUGGUGCCUCUUUUUUGCGCGUAUCUCAUCGCUGCAGAAUCGCAACAAAUUGGCCAUGACAUCAUCAUCUAGGACAAACCUGAUUGGCUAAAAUUAGCAAAUUUGCAGAAAGAUUUAACAUGUCAAAUGUUAGGGCCUAUUUCAUAAAGGACUCACAUUUGUUGUUAACUCUGCCAUUAUGGCAACUACCAUUGUAACCUUGGUAAUGAUUGGCUGCUGAGCCCUGUUACCAUGGUAGUUAUGGCAAACUUACAACAGUUCCAAGUCUUUUACGAAACGGGCCCCGGUUGCGAUCCAACUGCAACAAAGAGGCAGUUGCUGCGCGUUGUAGGUCAAUGCGCACACUGCGAUUUUGUUGCACUAAAAUCUUGGUGCAAACGCAUUGCAUAUUGUGCGCUGGGGCCCGUUUCAUAAUACUUGUUUUAAUUACAAAUUUGCAAUAAUAGUUUAAAGCUAUUGAAAUCAUUGAAUCUCAUUGGCUGGUAGUCAACUUGUUAUAGAAAAUAUGCAUUUGUAAUAAUAAGUCUUUAUGAAACGGAACCCAGGUGUGGAUCCAGGGGACAAGUUAAAAGUAAUAAGUUCCUCUUAGAGAAUCUUUUUAUUUUCUAGUCUGAUUUUUUUUAAAAGAAAGUUUCACCAAGGUUGGUGAAAUUUGAUCUUUAUUUCUUUUUUGCCCACCCCCCUUCUUAAAUUUUAGAUUCACCCCGUAAAGCGACCGCACACCUUACGAUUGGUCUGCGACCCGAUUUCAGAAUAAAAUGUAGUAGAAUUUGAUGCUAAUAUUGAGACUUGGAAUAUCUUACUGUGUAAUGUUCUAAAUCAUCGUACGAAUACAUGUACCUAUGUUCAAAUCUGUGACUAUGCUAUCAUCCUUCUUAGAAUAAAAGCGAAUUUAAUAUCUAGUCGUAAUGACGUCAUAGCAGUCGUACAAUUGGCUAUGAUUUGAAACUAAUUUGGCCUUUACUCCAAAAUAAAGGUUUGCAAUCUUUCAAAAUGGUAAUAUUAGUAUUCUUUCAAUUAAUUUAAACCUCAAAUAAAAUGAUAUGUACCUUUCGCAUUUUCAGAAAAUGAGCAAAAUGCGAUUUGUUCCAAAAUUGGAUCGCGAACAGUCGUAAGGUGUGCGGUGGCCUUUAGAGUGGUUUCAGAAUUCUAAAAUCAAGAAGGAUACUGUUUAACACAUAAAGCAGUAUUGUUUUUUUCACAUGGAUCAUUUAUUUUAUUUUUUUCAAUUUAACAUUUUCACAAUUUUCACAUAAUUUCGUCGCAUCUGAUACACAAUUACUCAUCCAAGGAAACAUUGGGAUGUUUUAAUCAAUAAAUAUUAGCAUCAGUAUAUAAAGAAGUCUUUGUUUAACACAUACCAGUUCUUUAACAAACAAUAAGAAAACAAUAUUUCUAUUUCAUUUGAUAUUCAUGUAUAAGGAAAUUUGUAUUUUCAUUUUUUUGGGGGGACUGCAUGAAUUACAUUAAGAAGACAUAAGGAUAUAAGAAAUAAAUAUUCUGAAAUCUUUGGAUUUGAAAGUAUAAAUUACAAUAAUAUUCACAAGGACUAAACCAUAUAAAUAUAAGAAAUAAAUAUUCUGAAAUCUUUGGACUUGAAAGUAUAUAUUACAGUAAUAAUAGCUAUAAGGGCUAAAUUAUAUACAAGAAAAAAAAAUAUUCUUAAAUCUUAUGACUUGAAAGCAUGAAUUGCAUAAUAAUACUAGCUAUGAGGAAUAAACUUAAUAUUCUGACAUCUUUGACUUGAAAGCAUAAAUGUGUAUAUCAUUUGAGAGUUUUUAGAAGUAAUGACCCCGCAAAAUUAUUGGCUUUUUUUUUAACAUUUAUUUUUUUUAUUUUUCAGGGCCGGUUUCAUGUAGAUUUAGAACCAUAAUUUGUAACUUUGCCAUUAUGGCAAUUACCAUGGUAACGGCUCAGUAACCUAUGACAAUCAUGGAUUGCAUGGUAGUUCAAUACCAUAUUAUCAAAGUUGAUAGUUUUAUGAAAACAGGUCCCUGGCUGUUUUCUCUCCUACUUGUACUGUUGCACUAGAUAAGGGGUCCGUUUCAUAAAACUUGUUAAAAUAACAAAUUGACAAUAAUAUAUAAGCUACUGAAAUCCUUCACACUGAUUGGUUGAUAAUAAAUUUGUUAUAGAAAUCUC
Molecule: messenger RNA, 5636 nt
Organism: Lytechinus pictus (painted urchin)
Lineage: Eukaryota; Metazoa; Echinodermata; Echinoidea; Temnopleuroida; Toxopneustidae
Exons: 2
Coding region: 57-2234 (725 amino acids)
Molecular function (GO): DNA-binding transcription factor activity
Source: RefSeq, a predicted model, not a curated record